UUCUGAUUUUGUGGCAACUCCUGAUAGCCCCGCAGAGGAGAGAAGCAGUGAAGUGUAAUCUCUGAGCUAAUAAUGGUGCGUUCAAAAUAACUGGGAUCUCGAAAAAAAAUACGAGGAUAUAUCAUGACAUCUGUGAUCUUCAGGUCGGAAAGUGGGAGCUCUAGGAAGAGGCACGAUUCCACAUGUGAAUUUAGAGUUGGAUUACCGUUCAAAAUAUGUUUUCCACUCGGAGUUCGUUUUUUUCCUAGUUCAGUUGUCUUGAACAAACGGAUGUUGGAAGUAGGACACUACCGAGUUGAUUUGAACGCGGCAUAAGAACGGCGUCGCUGUAUCUCUCUAAUGUCAUCAUCUCUUUGGGGCAAGCUAUGGACACUGAAAAGCUGUAUGUAACCAAACACGUCUGGAGAAUGAACUGUUAUGAUGAUUGACAGAGCUCCAAUAUGGUGAAGGAGUUUGAGAGUGUGGAGCUGGGAGACAUGCGGAUGAAAAAGCAGAAGGUGCCCCGUAGAACGAUUUACUUUGCCAGUGGCGAGACCAUGGAGGAAUACAGCACAGAUGAAGAUGAGGAAGUGCAAGUUUCUAUCGCUGUUAAGACCUCAGCUGACCCGAGCAAGUUGAAUUGGGGUCCAUACUUUUGGUUUUACAUGUGGAGAGUGGCAACCUCCACUAUUUCAGUUUGUGACUAUCUUGGGGAGAGAAUGGCCUCAUUGUUCGGAAUUACCUCACCCAAGUACCAGUAUGCUAUUGACGAGUACUACAGAAUGAAAAAGGAGGAGGAGGAGGAGGAGGAGGAGAACCGGCUGUCUGAGGAGGCAGAACGUAAUUUUGAAGAGGAGCACAACCAGGAGAUCCAGCAGCCAGCCAUGGAGCAGCCGGAGGGCAAAGCCUCCUUUGUCAAUGUCAGCUUCGAGCUGGAUCAAGAUCCCACACCUGAUGCCAACAGAUUUCCUGCCCCCAUCCCCACCUAACAGUUCAAUUAAAUAGGUGUUUCCAUUUCUCAUUUCACGA
Molecule: messenger RNA, 1008 nt
Organism: Oncorhynchus masou masou (cherry salmon)
Lineage: Eukaryota; Metazoa; Chordata; Actinopteri; Salmoniformes; Salmonidae
Product: protein FAM177A1-like
Exons: 5
Coding region: 441-968 (175 amino acids)
Source: RefSeq, a predicted model, not a curated record